This is a messenger RNA of Penicillium maclennaniae, 261 nucleotides long. RefSeq lists its product as uncharacterized. Lineage: Eukaryota; Fungi; Ascomycota; Eurotiomycetes; Eurotiales; Aspergillaceae. The record is from RefSeq and is a predicted model, not a curated record. Bases 1 to 261 code for a protein of 86 amino acids. The transcript has a single exon.
AUGUCGUUAAAUGCAUCCGAAACCCAAGACACUGCGGCUUCCGUAGCCAAUAGCACUCCUGCAAGUACCCCUCAGGAAGCUGUUGCUGAUGGACGUUUGAACCACUCUGUUCCGCCUGACCUUAUAAUGACGCUGGCUCGACUGCGGAACGAACUGCAACAGUUGCAGUACGAGCUGUGGCUUCGGACCUCGGGUAGUCUGAAUGUCGCUCCUGAGAAGAAUACUUCGUGCGGGUGGCCCAGCUGUCAGCGCAAACUAUGA